AUGAUGAUUGCUCACAUUUUAUCUUGCUUAUGGAUUUUUCUUGCAGAGUCUUUGUAGCAUCGUAAUAUUUAAACUUGGUUAAAGAGUUCAGAAGUCAAUGUAACACCUUGGCAUGAAAUUUACAUCAAUUCUUAUUAUUUCACUGUUGUUACUAUGGUUACAGUUGGGUAUGGAGAUGUUAUUCCAAUCUCUUAUGAAGAAAAAACUGUUAGCAUUUUAUUUAUGUUAUUUUUAUGUGGCAUAUUUGGUUAUUCAAUGAAUACAGUUGGUUCUAUUAUUCAAAGUCUCAAUGAAGAUCAUGCACAAAUCAGAUAAAAUAUGUCAAUUAUAAAUUAAUUUAUGAAUAGAACUAAAGUUAGCAAAAAAACCUAAAAUGCUAUAAGAGAGUACCUAGAAUACUACUGGAGCGAGCAAAGGGACAAAAAUCACAAAUAGGAGGAACAGAUAUUUGAAAUUUUACCUGAAAAUUUGCGCUAAAAUCUUUUAAUGGAAGGUAAGGGAAUAGUUCUAAAAUAGACUGCUAUAUUUAGAGAUAAUUUUAGCGACGCUUUUAAGCAAAAAAUAGUACCUUUAAUUUAAGAACGCCAUUAUAUACCAUAACAACUGAUUUGUGAAUAAGGAGAGCUAGAUGAUUGCGAUAUUUAUUUUAUUGAAAAAGGUUCUGUAAAUAUUCUCUUAGAUAGUUAUGCUUAUGAAGGCACUCCCUCAAGUAAAUAAUUAUUUAAUAUCAUUUUAUGUUUUAUUAAAGUUCCAAAAAUAGAUCCUAAAUAAAUAAUAACUCUUACUGCAGGGUAAUCGUUUGGGGAAAUAAGCUUUUUUACUGGAUAGCCAAGGACAGCUUAUGUAAAAUCAAAAGAAUUCACUACAUUAUAAAUAAUAAAAAGACAAGAAUUUAUGAACGAGUUAUAAAAUUUCUAGAAAGACUUUGAAUAAUUUUGUAACAUUAAAGAUAAUAUUUCAAUUUAUUCAGACUUCUAGCUAAUUGAUUUAAAGUGUUUAUCUUGUUAAUCUCUUAAUCACUAAUUGUUGUAAUGCCCAUACGUCCACUUUUUACCUAAUCAUGCAAAAUUAAGAGCACAAUUUAUGAGUAGCCCUCCUUAAGAAAGAGUGUUUAAAAAUAGAAAACUAAAAGAAAAGCUAAAAUCUAUAUAGCUUGUUAAAAAAAACUCAACAUUCAUUAAUAGAUUAAUAGAAUAUGAUACGGAAAUUGAAUACUACUUUUAAACUUAUCUCGAAAGAGAAAGCGGAAGUGAAGAUGAAAGCAAAUCAGAACAUGAAAAUAGCUCAACAAAAUAAUUUAUUGAUGAUCAAAAUGGUAAUCAAUUCUAAUUCAGUUAAUUUAAUAACAUAGAAGAUUUAUAAAAAAGAGAUUCAAAUAUUCAGUCCUUGUAAUAAGCAACUAGUUAACUAAGCUAAAAAAUGAUAAUAGCAGAAGUAAAAUAAAAAAAUAUGUACAAUGAUAUAUCUCCUACAAAAUAAUCUGAGGAAAUAGAUCUAUUUGGUAACUAAAUACACAGAACACCCAGUUCUUAGGUAAAUAAAGGAAAAUCUAGGCAUGCAAGCUAUGUAAACAAAGAGGACGAAGAUUCUCUGAAUUUACAAAAAUCUAGGCUAGGAUCCUCCUCUUACAGAAUUGAAAGUUCUUUAGGUGAAAACAGGAAACAGCACAUAGAAGAAAAUUUUGUUAAACCAAAAGGAAAGCAAUAUUAUGAUGAUAUUCAUCAAGGGGAAAACACAGAUCAGAAUCAAUAUAUACAAGCUUAAAUCCCAUUUGCUGUAUCUUAGAAAUGUCUUCCAGCUUACAAAAAUUCAUAGCUAAAGAUAUAAAAAUUGCAAGAUCCAUUGAGUUUAGCCUUACAAAAAUAUUAGACAAUGCUUAAUAAGAUUUUGUAAAUAUUCUAAGAUAUGGCACCAAAUGCUUUACCUCAAUAGCAUGAGUUAUAAUCUCCAAGCAUUAAGAAGCACUUUUCUACAAAUAAGAUAUAAAAUAAUGUUUCUUCUAAAAAUGAGUUACAAAAAAAGAAUUCUUUUAAUAGAAAGCAAGAGCCAAAAUCAAAUUUAAUGUAUAAAAAUUAGAGUAGUAUAAGCAACUCAAAAGCCAUAGUAUCAAAGAGGAGUAUAGGAAGAUAUGUUCCUGAGUAGGAUAGUAAAUAAACUUCAAAUAUAAACCAAUCUAACUAAUUUUAAACAAAAGAUACAAAUUUUUAUUUAGAUGAAACAAAUAAUGUUUAAUAUAUUUAAAGCAAUUAAGACAUUUAAAGAGAAUUUUAUGAGGAAUUUGAUUUUGAUAUUAUGAAAAAUUUCGAGUACUACUUUCCUUUAAAUAAUUUUGAGCAUUAAAUGAAACUUAUGAGAUUAAAUAUAGAAUAAAGAAGAAAAAAGAUGCUUAGAGCCCACAUUGAAAACAUGAAUAUUCUUAAAAAAAAUAAAUCUUUGGCUAUUAGUUUCCACAAAGGAAAAAGGAAUUCUUUAAGUUCUUCUCAAAAUUUAUAUACUUUGAAUAGAUAACAAAAUAAUAAUGAUGACAAAGAGGAUUAAAGCAAAUACAAAUUUAAAGCCCAAAGAGAAUCAAGUUUAUUUUUAGGUGAUAGCUAAAAAAAAUAUGAUUCUUUAAGUUUGCACUAAGGGAAGAAGGGACCUUAAUUUAAUUUAAAUAACUUGAGUUUUAACAAUUAAAUUGAUAUUUCAUAAAUUAAUUAAAAAUCCAAUAAAAAUUACAAGGAGAGCAUACUUAAUCAAACAAAUUUAGAAUUUUAACAUAUUAAAUUAAAUUAAAAAAACAACGAUAUAAUUCACAAUAAUUUUGAUGAUUCAUUUUAAGAUAAAGAAAAUGACAUUUUCGAUGGCAGUAUGAAUAUUUAAGAUUAGUAGAUAAAUAUUAAAAAAAUUAUAAGUGAUGAAGUUAUGAAAAGAGUGGAAUCUUUUAAUUCUGACUUAAAUGAAAGCAAUAAUAAGGAAUAAGUAUUUAGUUAAAAAAAUAGCUUUCAAAAAUAAUAGAUAAAAAAUAGCCUUAAAGGCUUUAGAUAAUAUAGCCAAGACGAUAAAUAAAGAGGUAGUAAUAGCAAAAGACAUUUAGAAUUAGAAAUUGAGUCACAAACAGAAUACUCGCAAAACAGAAGAAAUAUUAAUACAAAUGAUAUAUUAAUUGGGAUGCAAAAUAAAACAAAAUUAUGA
Tetrahymena thermophila SB210 is the source of this 3174-nucleotide messenger RNA. RefSeq names its product cyclic nucleotide-binding domain protein. The transcript is spliced from 2 exons. NCBI's taxonomy places the organism in Eukaryota, Ciliophora, Oligohymenophorea, Hymenostomatida, Tetrahymenidae. The record is from RefSeq and is a predicted model, not a curated record.